AAAUUACUAUCUAUAAAUAGAAAAGCUUCACAGCCUGUUUGGAAAGGAAACACUCUCUUCUCUACUACUACAUCUUCAUACAGAAAAAACUAAAUCAUGCCUUGCUUUAAUAUUUCAACAAACGUGAAUUUGGAUGGAGUGGACACUUCUGCUUUCUUCUCUGAAGCCACCAAAGCUGUUGCUUCUAUCAUCGGAAAACCUGAGAACUUCGUGAUGGUUGUACUGAAAGGAUCAGUGGACAUAUCAUUUGGAGGGAACAUGGAACCAGCUGCAUAUGCUGAGAUUGUAUCCAUGGGUGGCAUCAACUCGGAUGUCAAGAGGAGACUUAUUGCUACUCUAGGCACCAUUUGCCAGAACCAAUUCUCCAUUCCCAGAACGCGAUUCUUUCUCAAGGUCUAUGAUACCACAAUGGCUACCAAAUUCUCCAAACUCUGAUUUUCUCAAAACAAUAUAACUGUCAUGCUCAUUCUCCUUUUGUUUGCAAAGCGUGAUAUACUGUUAUCAAUUAAUAGCAAUCCACACUUUCCCUUGCUUUUAGAUUUUUGGUUUUAAUUUUUCCAAAUAAUCUUGAGGUUUCUUUGUGAUGAUUUUAGCAAAAAAUGUGUAAGAAAAGACAAGUUAUUGAAUAUCACUAAAUGGUUUUCCUUGGCAA
This is a messenger RNA of Lycium ferocissimum, 652 nucleotides long. RefSeq lists its product as uncharacterized. Gene Ontology annotation, molecular function: phenylpyruvate tautomerase activity. NCBI's taxonomy places the organism in Eukaryota, Viridiplantae, Streptophyta, Magnoliopsida, Solanales, Solanaceae. The record is from RefSeq and is a predicted model, not a curated record. Bases 97 to 435 code for a protein of 112 amino acids. The transcript is spliced from 2 exons.